Phragmites australis (common reed) is the source of this 875-nucleotide messenger RNA. RefSeq names its product late embryogenesis abundant protein, group 3-like. The coding region runs from base 111 to 578 and encodes 155 amino acids. The record is from RefSeq and is a predicted model, not a curated record. The transcript is spliced from 3 exons. NCBI's taxonomy places the organism in Eukaryota, Viridiplantae, Streptophyta, Magnoliopsida, Poales, Poaceae.
GAAGCUUCAGCCGAGUGAGCAUCAGUGGCCAAUCGAUCAACCCUUGCUUUCUCCGAGUGAUUUGAGCGAUCAGCCGGUUCGUGUUUUAGUUCGAGCCAAAUCUGAGAGAGAUGGCUUCCCGCCAGGACAAGGCAAGCUACCAGGCCGGCGAGACCAAGGCCCGCACCGAGGAGAAGACGGGGCAUGCGAUGGGCGCGACCAGGGACAAGGCGCAGGAGGCGAAGGACCGGGCGUCGGACGCGGCGGGGCACGAGGCGGGCAAGGCCGGCGAGGCCACGGAGGCGGCCAAGCAGAAGGCCGCCGAGACAGCGGAGGCGGCCAAGCAGAAGGCCGCCGAGACAGCGGAGGCGGCCAAGCAGAAGGCCGCCGAGACAACGGAGGCCACCAAACAGAAGGACUCCGCCGUCGCCGGCAAGGACAAGAACGGCAACGUCAUCCAGAAGGCCACUGACCAGGUGAAGAGCGCGGCGGUGGGCGCCAAGGACGCGGUGAUGAGCACGCUGGGGAUGAGCGGGGACAAAGGCGAGACCGGCAACAACAACGCCAAGGACUCCUCCCCCAUCACCAGGGAUCAGUAGAUGCAUGCGCUCGAUCCUGUUUUGGUUUGCUUGUCCAGAAUGGGUCUAGCAUGCAUGUUUCCGGUUCCAUGAUUCCUACGUAUUUGCUGUAAGCUCGCCGUUGGUGUAUUUGUGUUCACAGUGUCUGUGGGUGUUGUAAGGCGUCGGGUGAGAUUUUGUUUUUUGUUUUUUGUUUUAUUUGCGAGAAGGGUGAGAAUUUGCGACGAACGAUCUUUGUGCUUUUGACUUCUCUCAUCUUCUGUGUUUUUAACAAUACAGUUGGGAAAAGAUAUAUAAUAUAUGUGGUUGUGACUGUCA